Messenger RNA from Acanthosepion pharaonis, 1407 nucleotides. Lineage: Eukaryota; Metazoa; Mollusca; Cephalopoda; Sepiida; Sepiidae. The record is from the annotation of a GenBank genome assembly.
AUGUUCUUUUCGUUUUUCCACAUUUUAUUUUUAUUUCCUACCAUCACCCCUCCUGUUUCAUUUUAUGCUUAUCUAAUAUCAUCCUUUCAUCCAUCUUACCAUCUUUUUGUCUUUUUCUACCACUCUCCUCCGACGUUACUUAAUUCCGUCUUACUAUUAUUUUCGCUUUUUUCUUUCUUUCUUUUUUCUUAUUUUAUUCUCUUUUUUAUUUCAUGUAUCUAUCAUUAUUUUAUCCCCUCUACUAUUCUCUCUUUUUUUCGUAUUUCUUUUACAUACUUUUUCUUUUUUUUUCUCUUUCCCUUUCUUUCGUUUGCCUUUCUCUUUUCCACCCUCCUUUCAUUUUAUAAUUUCUCUUUCUCUCUCUUCAUCUCUCUUCCCUUCCCUCCCUCUCUCUCUCAUAUAUACAUCCUCAUCUUUUCUACAAUAUUUGAUCUUUGUCGAUUUCUUCUCUCUCCGGCCUCGGGUUUGACCUUUUUUUUCCUCUCUCAUUUAUCCGUCGCCAUUUGCUUCAUUUUUCAAUUGUAUCAUUUUAAUACUUUACAUGUUCUUUAUUUCUUGUUAUUAAAUUUUACUUAUAUUUUCAAUCUAUUUUUGUUUGUUUAUUUUAGUUACCAUUCGUAUCUCAUUAAUUCCUUCUAUUCUCUUUGGAAUUCUUUGCAUCUUUCUUUCUUUCUUUCUUUCUUGAUAUUUCUUUCUUUCUUUCUUUCUUUCUUUCUUUCUUUCUUUCUUGAUAUUUCUUCUCUGCAAUAUUAUAGCCUUCUUUCUUUCUUUCUUGAUAUUUCUUUCUUUCUUUCUUUCAUUUCUUUCUUUCUUUCUUUCUUUCUUGAUAUUUCUUUCUUUCUUUCAUUUCUUUCUUUCUUUCUUUCUUUCUUUCUUGAUAUUUCUUCUCUGCAAUAUUAUAGCCUUCUUUCUUUCUUGAUAUUUCUUUCUUUCUUUCUUUCAUUUCUUUCUUUCUUUCUUUCUUUCUUUCUUUCUUUCUUGAUAUUUCUUCUCUGCAAUAUUAUAGCCUUCUUUCUUUCUUUCUUGAUAUUUCUUUCUUUCUUUCUUUCUUUCUUUCUUGAUAUUUCUUCUCUGCAAUAUUAUAGCCUUCUUUCUUUCUUUCUUGAUAUUUCUUUCUUUCUUUCUUUCAUUUCUUUCUUUCUUUCUUUCUUUCUUGAUAUUUCUUUCUUUCUUUCAUUUCUUUCUUUCUUUCUUUCUUUCUUUCUUGAUAUUUCUUCUCUGCAAUAUUAUAGCCUUCUUUCUUUCUUGAUAUUUCUUUCUUUCUUUCUUUCAUUUCUUUCUUUCUUUCUUUCUUUCUUUCUUUCUUUCUUUCUUGAUAUUUCUUCUCUGCAAUAUUAUAGCCUUCUUUCUUUCUUUCUUGAUAUUUCUUUCUUUCUUUCUUUCUUUCUUUCUUUCUUUCUUUCUUGA